AUGUUCCGUUUCGACGUUUCGACCUUCUUCACACAUAUCGCCCUACGUGUUUUUUCACGACACAGAGAGCACGCCCCACACGCCCACACGCCACUCUCCCCCCCUUCGUUUGGAAGACCGCUAUACUUCCUACUUUCCGACGACCGACAGGGUGAAGGGUUGAGGAAUGGUCAGCAGGGCGCCCGAAACCCCGAGAGAAUGAAGAAGGAGAAGAAGGUGGAAGCCAAGGCAUCCACCGAUCACGAGUACCUCGGCUGCUACCGCUACAACAAGGACAUUAGUAGCCUCCUGAAGAACGGGAAAUCGUUCUACGACAAGACGGAUCAGGCCCUGUGCCGCGCCCACUGCGAAGAGUACGAUACAGCCUUCUAUGCCAUGGAGCACGGGGAUAUCUGCUGGUGCCCUACUUCUCCCGACAUCAACGACUACAUCAUAGACGAUGUUGGUAACUGCGACAAGCCCUGCACUGGAGACCCGAGCAUUUUUUGCGGCGGGGUCUUCUCUAUUAGCAUGUUCGAGUACCAGGAUGUCGGCAGCUCCACCGGCACGGGCGAGUACGAGGAAUACGAGAGCUCCAGCGGUACUGUCCAGGAAGACGAUGACGACGGUUUCAGCAGCUCCACUGAAUCGGUUUGCACCAACGGCGUCUCCGGCAUCGAGUCCGACGGUGUUUGCUGCGAGAUCAGGAUGAAGGUGCUUUGGACCCUCCUUCUCGGCGCGGCUCCCGUCGCAUUUGCGGAAGAUUCGACGGCGGCUGUAUGGCUGGGCGACCACUCAAUUCAGGGCGAGGGGUUGGUCGCUGAGACAGGAAGCUCUCUCCAACGGAAAGUCUCCAAGAAAAAUGAAGGCCCUUCACAUCACGGCGCUCGCUCCAGCCGCAAAUCUCGCCCAUGCCGCAAGCGCAACAACGACGGGGUCAAGGCGGAAUUCUCCCUCGAGUACGAGCACAUCGGAUGCUUUGCUGACAACAAAACCGACCGGGUGCUCGGACACCUGAUGAAGUCACCUCUUAUGACGAGCGCUAUGUGCGCCGAGCACUGCUUCGGAAGACGCGCCACCUACAUGGCCCUUCAGUACGGGUAUGAAUGCUGGUGCAGCCGGUACACGGAGCUUGACUAUUCUCGCCACUCUGGGACGGACAAGGGCGACGCGGACCUAUGCGAUCUUAGCUGCUACGGAUGUGACGCUGAGACUUGCGGAGGAUUAUAUGCCUUCGACCUGUACAAACUCGACGGCCCAAUGCCGUCCGACAGUCGCGAGUAUGUAGGCUGCUUCGCAGAUGACCAGGAGGACAGGGCACUGGCAAACAAGAUAAAGUUCCAGGACAACAUGACCCAGGACGUCUGCCGCGUCUACUGUGAAAGGUUCGGCUCGAGCUUCUACGCCACUCAGUACGGAGAUGAGUGCUGGUGUGGUGCGACCGACGACGUCGAGGAGUACAAACGGCACGGGGACGGCGAGUGCAUCGCCGGCUGUUUCGGGGACCCGGCGAUAGCUUGUGGCGGAUACUAUGCCUUUAGUCUGUUCGAGUACUUGGACGACGACGACGACGAGACCGCCACCGAGUGCGCCGACGAGGGUAGCGACGACGACGACCACGGCGAAGACGCUUGGUAUACCCCGUCUCCGUCGACCGCCCGCACGGACAGCCCAGAAUCUCCGACAACCUCGGAGAUGCCCGGGUUCAUGCCUAUCGAUGGUGAUUUGCCGCUGUGUCAGAAUUCUGCAACCUUGGCUUGA
Ectocarpus siliculosus is the source of this 1740-nucleotide messenger RNA. The record is from the annotation of a GenBank genome assembly. Lineage: Eukaryota; Phaeophyceae; Ectocarpales; Ectocarpaceae.